UGGGUUUUCGUAAAAAUGAAUGUGGAAAGGGGGAGAAAACUUUGUCGGUUUGAAACUGCCGCGCAGAUGCAGUCGAAACUUCCAACGAAUCGGUCGUGCGAGCAGCUUGAAACGUUUUCCGUUGAUCGGAUCUGAUGUUACUGAUAGUGUGCGUUUAUGUUGUAUUUGUAUCCCUGAUUAUCAUUACCAAUUGAUUAAAACGGUGUACGAAUCAUAAUGUCGCGCCAUAACUACACAAAUCCCGCGUUUUGUCAACAAAGUGAAUUUCAGCAUUCAGCAAGACUUAACCAGAAUGUAUCAAAAAGUGCUUACAAUUCCCCGGCUAAGAUAACGAGAAGUGAAUUGACGAGAUCUUACAAUCGUAUCAAUUCUACGAUUGUGCGACAGAACAGUUUCGCGUGCCAUGGACCGGACAGAUCAAAUAGCAGUGUCGUGUUCCCAAAACCAGGACCUAAACCAGGAGGAGCUAGAUUGAUUGAUCAAUAUGCUUCAAAUACAUCGAUUGUGGGCGCACGUUACGGAUCCGUUGCAUCAGCGUUGGAUACAUCAUUCAGUAGCAAACAAUCAAGUGGCCGUUACGCAUUGGUUCCGGUUGAAGAAAUUCCUACCACAGACAAAGGAAGAUACGCCAUUCUGCCCGUGGAACAUCCUGUUGUAAAACAAACUCCUACCAGAAUAGUAAAAAGUCAGGACAAUUUAGACCGUUACUCAAGUACGUGCGACUUAAACGAUGAACCUGCCAAUUUGUCUGAUCAAUUUUGCAGUCUGCCGCCACUUUCUUCACCUCCCGCAGCAAUCACUCAGAACAGACUGAAAAAUGCGUUUUCUUCUGACUUUGGCAGUAAAUCAUUUAUAUUGUACGACCAAAAAAGUAAUCAGCGAUAUGAAGUGGUACCAACGGAAGACGACGAAGAGUUGGUAGACCCAAACCACGAAAUUAUCCAAAUGCACAACGGAAAAGCACAUCGUUACGCGGUAAUUCCCUCGGAAGAUGACGAAACCUGCCUUAAUGACGAAACAGAAGAAACCAUUAGAAAACCGCCUCCGCCUCCUCCGAAAAAAGAUUUCUCCCGUGAGAACUUACGGGAUUCACAGCGCAACCUCACACCGCACAAAAUUCAAACCCCUGCAUCCACUCCAAAGAGGAAUCAUCAACACAAUGCUGCCACCCAGAUGCUGCAUGAAAUUCUUAGCACCCCAAAAGGGCAAGAGUUGACACCGAAAAAUUCUCCCCAACCAAGAAUUGUAUGCAGCACCCCUAAAAGAAGUGAAUUUAAGCCACAAAAAUUGCAGUACGAUCAUCAUUAUCAGGUCGCCCAGCAGCAGCAGCAGGCAUUUUUUGCCGGACAACCGGCACGCGCUCACCAGCCAACCCAACAGCAGCAGCAGCAGCAACAACAACAACAACAGCGGCAAACUCAACAUCAACUAGAGGCAGCUGCACGAACGACAGCUGUUAUUAUGCCACGGCUCAAUGUCGGGAAUGGCAUCUACGGGGAGACAACAACUUCAGACCAACACACAAACAAGUCCUGGCAGAAUGCGAGUUUCCACAAGGUAGCACAUGCUACUGCAACAAUCGGAGCCGUCUCGCUCAUGCUGAUCCUGUGCGGUUUUAUGAACUCGGGCUUAAGUUUGUACUUCACCUCGAAGGUCGGCCGCGAGUACUAUUUGGAUGCUACCAUCUUCGCCGGGUUUGCGGCAAUUGCGCUCGGUAUUUUGGGGUUCAAGUCACGCCGCUGCGACUGGUUGCCGAAUCGGAACUACAUAUCAGGUUAUAUCCUAGUCACCGUUUUCUCGUUGCUAAACUGCUGUGCUCAACUUAUACUGAUGACACUUCAUCCGUUUCCGGGUACGCCGCUGCACGAUGUGACGACCGGAAUCAUUCUGGGGCUUUCAUCGUUGACGCUGUUGCUGAUCAGUUUGGGAAUCGUAACAUCCCGCUGGUGUCGCUCGCCGCCACCGGACAAUCGUGUUGAUGUUUGUUGAUCAAU
Molecule: messenger RNA, 1994 nt
Organism: Uranotaenia lowii
Lineage: Eukaryota; Metazoa; Arthropoda; Insecta; Diptera; Culicidae
Gene: spdo
Product: heat shock protein DDB_G0288861
Exons: 2
Coding region: 217-1989 (590 amino acids)
Source: RefSeq, a predicted model, not a curated record